Molecule: messenger RNA, 1904 nt
Organism: Phialemonium atrogriseum
Lineage: Eukaryota; Fungi; Ascomycota; Sordariomycetes; Cephalothecales; Cephalothecaceae
Exons: 2
Coding region: 69-1835 (588 amino acids)
Source: RefSeq, a predicted model, not a curated record
ACAAAAACAACAACAACAACAGGGGCACAACUUUGCGACAGAAUCUGACACAGUCAAAAAGCGUAGACAUGCGCGGCGACAACAAGGCACGGGUAAUUAUCCAAGCUUGGGUAGAAGAGCUGCCGUCACCAACACUAUUCGUUGGGACACGCAUAUCCAAGCCCACGACGCGCGCAUCACCGCCCUCAUCACCGCCCUCAACCACCGCGCCAAUUGCCGCAAUCCCGUCAAGAAAACGACAACGGCCAUCCUCUACCCCCAUUCGAAUCAUGGGAGGCACUCCCGAAUACCAAGCCUCUCCUCGUUCAUCAAGCGCGACAAGUGGCGGACCUGACGAGCAAGAACGAGGUCCCCACAGCAAGAGAAGGAAAAUCGCGACACCCCCCACACAUACCGACGACCACGAAACGACGACGGUCAGUCAAUCGGCAGUACAAGGAAGCUACAGUGGCGGGGAUGUAGAUAUACCCAUCGCUAUGCCCGAGCCAAGGAGGGUGUUCCCGGCCGCGGAACUGCUCAGCGAUCCUGAUCGAACCCCGAGACAACCCACAGGCCCAGGCCUCGUCCAUAGGAGGACUGUCCCAACAUCUCCAACCUCUUUGAUGAGCCAGUCAUCUGGAGCUGCAGGAUAUACCCAGAGGCUCCGUCACGCGUUGCCUGGCCCGCCAAAAACGCCAUCAAUUGCUGGCAGCGAGUCCACGACGACGACAGACUCGGGUCUAUCCGGGAAGCGUCGGAGGACAAGUCCUGUGAAGAGGAUGGCGGACCUCAAGCUCGCGGACAAACCCGUCGUCUCCGAUUUCCUCGAUGAUGCAUCCCAGCUCCCGCCCGCCGCGAUACCUCUAUACCAGCGGCUAAGGAGAAUCUGCAUUGGCAGGGACAUUGUGCCUCGGGCGAUCCAGGACUAUGUUGCUGCGUCUCUUACAGUCAAUGAGGACCCAGACCUCCCCGAGUCCAGUCUCUACCACCACUCUCCGACAUCAUGGCACCCGCGCACGGCAGAGCAGCAGCGCGAGGAGCUGGGCCGGCUCCGGCACAUCUGCGAACUCACGCGCUUCUGCAACUCGGAGCAGGUCUCCGAGCCGACAUGGAAUGCCCGGGUGCAUUCACCGCUACUAGAAUUGGCACUCGAGGCCUUCUUCCUCACCCCUUCCCCCGGCACUGCAAUGCAGCAAGAGUCUCAGCCACGGCCGCCGCGCCCAGCACGGAGCCGACGAGGCGACAAUCCGGUCUCGUUUUGGGACGUGACGGUGGCGACAAUCGAGAAGCGAUACAUCCCGCAGCACACAAGCGGCAGUAACCUCGAGGCCAAGAUGGUCGACUUUUGCAUGACGCUGUCCAGCCCCGCGGUGCAGCGCGGCGCGAGAGCCAUGUUAUCCCGCGAGGGCAGGGAGGCCCGCUCGGUCAACCAUACCGCCUAUGCGCCGGUGUGCCUUCGCCCCAUCGGCGUCAGCAUCGAGACUAAGACUCCCGAUGGCUCCGUCGACGAGGGGAAGGCCCAGCUCUCCGUCUGGGCCGCUGCAUAUCUGCUGCGCGUCCAGUCCGCCAUCCAGGCGACAACGACUAUGACGACAGGCCAGGACCGCCAUGCUCCCGUAGCACCGACCGAUAUCCCCCCUCUUCCUAUGCUUCUAGUGUCUGGUUCUGUCUGGCAGCUUCAUUUUACCAUUGACCGGAGCGAGGACAUUCUUCUACUAGAAACAAUGGUUCUCGGCGACACGAAAACUCUUCGUGGCUGCUAUCAGAUCUUAGCUUCGUUGCGAUGCUUGGCCCAGUGGAUGGUAGAUGACUUUGAGCCUUGGCUGUGGGCAAACCUGCUAGGUGGUGGGGAUUAAUUACAUUGGGAGUGAACUCAAAAUAUACUCGGGUUAGAUUACUCCUAGGCCUUUGAACACACCGCGAAC